Molecule: messenger RNA, 7296 nt
Organism: Cladocopium goreaui
Lineage: Eukaryota; Dinophyceae; Suessiales; Symbiodiniaceae
Source: the annotation of a GenBank genome assembly
UCUUGGCUUAAGGGUGUGCUGAGUAGACCAGCCGUUGUGGACAAAAGGCUGACCCCCGUUUUCGCGUUUUUGGCCGCGUGCCGAGAGGCGAAGGUCGAUCAUGUUCAACUUCCCGGGACAAGGUGGUGUCCCACCCGGCAUGGGAAGCCACAGUUUGGCCAUCAACCCCUUUGCGCUGCCACCCGGCAUGCCUGGGAUGCAGCAGCAACAACAGCAGCAAAUGGCACAGGCUGCUGCCCGCCUCCCACAGCAGCCACCACCUGCCCCAGAACCGCCCAAGCCGGCGGCCUCCAACAAGACCCAAGAGGAGCUUUUGGAUGAGAAGGCACGAAAGUGGCAGUCGUUGAAUGCCAAACGUUAUGGCGAGAAACGAAAGUUUGGCGUCGUGGAGCAGCAGAAGGAGGAAAUGCCACCAGAGCAUAUCCGAAAGAUCAUCAAGGAUCACGGAGAUAUGACGGCGCGCAAGUUCCGCCACGAUAAGCGUAUCUACCUGGGCGCCCUGAAGUAUCUGCCGCAUGCCGUGUACAAGCUCUUGGAGAACACCCCCGUGCCUUGGCAGCAGAUCCGCAACUGCCGCACCGUGUACCACUGCAGCGGCGCCAUCACCUUCUGCGCGGAGCUUCAGAAGGUCAUUGAACCUGUGUUCCUGGCCCAGUGGGGAACGAUGUGGAUCAUGAUGCGACGUGAGAAGCGCGAUCGGCGCCACUUCAAGCGCAUGCGCUUCCCGCCCUUCGAUGACGAGGAGCCGCCGCUGGACUAUGGCGACAACGUGCUGGACGUGGAGCCGUUGGAGGCCAUCCAGAUGAGGUUGGACCCGGUCGAGGAUGAGCCCGUGCUGGAAUGGUUCUAUGAACCUGUGCCAUUGCUGAACUCCAAGCAUGUGAACGGAACCAGCUACCGCAAGUGGCAUUUGAGCUUGGCGCAGCAAGGUGUGCUGUACCGUUUAUCCAAUCAGCUGCUCUCCGAUUUGAUGGACAAGAACUACUUCUACCUCUUCGAGCGAAAGUCCUUCUACACCGCGAAGGCUUUGAACAUGGCCAUCCCAGGUGGUCCUAAGUUCGAGCCCCUGUACCGCGACAUGUACGAUGAGGACGAGGAUUGGAACGAGUUCAACGACAUCAACAAGAUCAUCGUGCGGCAGCAGUUGCGUACGGAGUAUCGCAUUGCCUUCCCGUUCCUGUACAACUCUCGGCCGCGCAAGGUUCACAUGGCGCCGUACCACAACCAGUCCGUGUGCUACAUCAAAGCCGAUGACCCUGAUCUGCCGGCCUUCUACUACGAUCCUAUCAUCAAUCCGCUCCCGGCGUACCGCGCGGUGUCGCAUCGCUCGCAAGAUCAGUCCGCAGAGGAUGAUGAGGAGAUCGAGAACUUCAAACUUCCGGAGGAAUGCAAGCCACUGUUGGAAGACACCCCGCUGUUCACCGACAGCACGGCCAAUGGUAUCACCCUCUUCUGGGCUCCACGACCCUUCAACCUGCGCAGUGGAUACAUGCGAAGGGCACAGGAUGUUCCUUUGGUGGGUCAGUGGUACAAGGAGCAUUGCCCCUCCAACUACCCAGUGAAGGUGCGCGUGUCGUACCAGAAGUUGCUGAAAGUGUGGGUGCUGAAUCAGUUGCAUCAUCGACCUCCCAAGACAUUGAACAAGCGCAACUUGAUGAACAUUUUCGCCACCACCAAGUUCUUCCAACGCACUGAGUUGGAUUGGGUGGAGAUUGGUUUGCAGGUCUGUCGUCAGGGCUACAACAUGUUGAACCUGUUGAUUGCGCGCAAGAACUUGAACUUCUUGCACUUGGACUACAACUUCAACCUGAAGCCGGUGAAGACCUUGACCACCAAGGAGCGCAAGAAGUCGCGCUUCGGCAACGCCUUCCAUCUCUGUCGUGAGAUCAUGCGUUUGACGAAGCUGGUGGUGGAUUCGCACGUACAGUUCCGCCUGGGCAAUGUGGAUGCCUUCCAGCUGGCAGAUGGUUUGCAGUACAUCUUCGCCCACGUGGGUCAGCUGACGGGUAUGUACCGCUACAAGUACCGCCUCAUGCGACAGGUGCGAAUGUGUAAGGACUUGAAGCACCUCAUCUACUACCGUUUCAACACGGGUCCCGUGGGCAAGGGCCCGGGCUGCGGAUUUUGGGCGCCGGGCUGGCGUGUGUGGCUCUUCUUCUUGCGAGGAGUGGUGCCCCUGUUGGAGCGGUGGCUGGGCAACCUGUUGGCCAGGCAGUUUGAGGGCCGAGUCAGCAAAGGUGUGGCGAAGACCAUCACCAAGCAGCGCGUGGAGAGUCACUUUGACCUGGAGCUGCGUGCCGCGGUGAUGCAUGACAUCAUUGAUAUGAUGCCUGAGGGUGUGCGAGCAAACAAGGCGCGCACCAUCCUGCAGCACUUGUCCGAAGCCUGGAGAUGUUGGAAGGCCAACAUCCCCUGGAAGGUGCCUGGCUUGCCGGCACCCAUUGAGAACAUGAUCCUGCGCUACGUGAAGUCCAAGGCUGAUUGGUGGACCAACGCCACCUACUACAACCGAGAGCGAAUCCGACGUGGUGCCACGGUUGACAAGACCACCUGUAAGAAGAACCUGGGCCGACUGACACGGCUGUGGUUGAAGGCAGAACAAGAAAGACAGCACAACUACCUGAAGGAUGGACCGUACGUGAGUGGAGAGGAGGCUGUGGCCAUCUACACCACGACAGUUCACUGGUUGGAGAGUCGAAAAUUCACUCCCAUUCCCUUCCCACCCUUGAACUACAAGCACGACACCAAGCUGCUCAUUUUGGCGUUGGAGCGGCUCAAGGAACAGUACACAGUGCAGACGCGCUUGAAUCAGCAACAGCGAGAGGAGUUGGGUCUGGUGGAGCAGGCCUACGACAACCCCCACGAGGCGCUGAGUCGCAUCAAGCGGCACCUGCUGACGCAGCGCGCCUUCAAGGAGGUGACCAUCGAGUUCCAGGACAUGUACUCGCACCUGGUGCCCUGCUAUGAGAUCGAACCUUUGGAGAAGAUCACCGAUGCCUACCUGGAUCAGUACCUCUGGUACGAGGGUGAUCAUCGACACCUCUUCCCCAACUGGGUGAAGCCGGCCGAUACCGAGCCAGCCCCGCUGUUGGUCUACAAGUGGUGCCAGGGUGUGAACAACUUGACGGAUGUUUGGGACACCUCAGAUGGACAGUGCGUGGUGGUGCUAGAGAGCAAGUUCGAGAACGUUUCACAGAAGGUCGACUUGACCCUGCUGAAUCGCUUGCUGCGGCUCAUUGUGGAUCACAACAUCGCAGAUUACAUGACUGCGAAGAACAACAUUGUGAUCAACUAUAAGGACAUGAACCACACGAACUCCUACGGCCUCAUCAAGGGACUGCAGUUCGGCUCCUUCGUCUUCCAGUACUACUGCAUGGUGCUGGACCUGCUGAUGCUGGGUCUGACGCGAGCCUCAGAGAUCGCAGGACCCCCACAGCUGCCCAAUGAGUUCCUGACCUUCCAAGAUGUGGACACCGAAAUGAGGCAUCCCAUCAGGUUGUACUGCCGCUACUUGGAUCGGUUCAUCAUGGUCUUCCGCUUCAACAAGGAAGACUCCAAAGAUCUGAUCCAGAGGUUCCUGACGGAGAACCCAGAUCCCAACAACGAGAACGUGGUGGGCUAUACCAACAAGAUGUGCUGGCCUCGCGAUUGCCGCAUGCGACGCAUGAAACACGAUGUCAACCUCGGAAGGGCGGUCUUCUGGGAGAUGCAAAACCGGCUGCCGCGCAGUGUGACCACAUUAGUCUGGGACAACUCCUUCGCGUCGGUGUAUUCCAAGGACAAUCCCAACAUCCUCUUCAACAUGUGCGGCUUCGAAGUCCGAAUUCUGCCAAAGAUCCGAACUUUCCAGGAAGAGUUCACGCAGCGUGAGGGUGUGUGGAAGUUGCAGAACGAUGCUACCAAGGAGAUGACGGCGCAGGCCUUCUUGAAGGUCGACAACGAAUCUCAGAAGCAGUUCGAAAACAGGUGCCGUACAAUUCUCAUGGCGUCCGGGUCAACGACCUUCACGAAGAUUGCCAACAAGUGGAACACCAACCUGAUCGGCAUGAUGACCUACUUCCGAGAGGCAGUGAUCCACACCGAUGCCCUGCUGGAUUUGUUGGUCAAGUGCGAAAACAAGGUGCAGACGCGCAUCAAGAUUGGCUUGAACUCCAAGAUGCCCUCGCGCUUCCCCCCGGUGGUCUUCUACACCCCCAAGGAGUUGGGCGGAUUGGGUAUGCUGAGUAUGGGUCACAUUUUGAUCCCGCAGUCUGACUUGCGAUACUCCAAGCAGACAGAGACGGGCAUCACACACUACCGCAGUGGACUGAGCCAUGAGGAAGAUCAGCUGAUCCCCAACCUCUACAGAUACGUCCAGACCUGGGAGGCCGAGUUCGUGGAUUCCCAGCGCGUCUGGGCGGAGUACGCCCUGAAGCGACAGGAGGCCACCGCGCAGAACCGACGCCUGACCUUGGAGGAUUUGGAGGAUGCAUGGGAUCGAGGAAUUCCUCGAAUCAACACGCUCUUCCAGAAGGAUCGACAUACCUUGGCUUUCGACAAGGGCUGGCGUGUCCGCCAAGACUUCAAGCAGUACAACAUCAUGCGACAGAACCCCUUCUGGUGGACCCAUCAACGCCACGAUGGGAAGCUGUGGAACCUCAACAACUACCGUACCGACAUGAUCCAAGCGCUGGGAGGUGUUGAGGGUAUUCUGGAGCACACCUUGUUUAAGGGCACCUACUUCCCGACCUGGGAGGGUCUCUUCUGGGAGAAGGCUAGUGGCUUUGAAGAAUCCAUGAGAUUCAAGAAGCUCACCAACGCCCAACGCAGCGGUUUGAAUCAAAUCCCGAAUCGACGCUUCACACUGUGGUGGUCGCCCACCAUCAACCGAGCCAACGUGUAUGUGGGCUUCCAGGUGCAGUUGGAUCUGACUGGAAUCUUCAUGCAUGGCAAGAUCCCCACUUUGAAGAUCUCGCUGAUCCAAAUCUUCCGGGCCCACUUGUGGCAGAAGAUCCAUGAGAGUAUCGUCAUGGAUCUGUGUCAGGUCUUUGAUCUGGAAUUGGAUGCGCUGGAGAUUGAGAUGGUGCAAAAGGAAACGAUUCACCCGCGCAAGAGUUACAAGAUGAACUCCAGCUGUGCGGAUGUGUUGCUCUUCGCUUCCUACAAGUGGGCCGUGUCCAAGCCAUCUUUGCUCACGGAGUCCAAGGACGGCUUCGAUGGCACGACCACCACCAAGUACUGGAUCGAUGUGCAGUUGCGCUGGGGUGACUACGAUUCCCACGAUAUUGAGCGAUACUGCCGUGCCAAGUUCUUGGACUACACCACAGACAACAUGUCUAUCUACCCAUCCCCCACGGGGGUGCUGAUGGGGGUGGACUUGGCCUACAACCUGCACAGUGGCUUCGGCAAUUGGUUCCCAGGAGUCAAGCCCCUGCUGCAUCGAUCCAUGAACAAGAUCAUGAAGGCCAAUCCCGCAUUGUACGUGCUGCGGGAGCGCAUCCGCAAGGGUCUUCAGCUCUACAGCAGUGAGCCCACAGAGCCAUAUCUGAAUUCCCAGAACUACGGAGAGCUCUUCAGUUCGCAGAUCAUUUGGUUCGUGGAUGACACCAACGUGUAUCGCGUCACGAUCCACAAGACCUUUGAGGGUAACUUGACCACCAAGCCAGUGAACGGCGCCAUCUUCAUCUUCAACCCGCGCACAGGACAGCUGUUCCUGAAGAUCAUUCACACCUCGGUGUGGGCGGGUCAGAAGCGCUUGUCACAGCUGGCCAAGUGGAAAACCGCCGAGGAGGUGGCGGCCUUGAUUCGAUCCUUGCCGGUGGAAGAGCAGCCCAAGCAGAUCAUCGUGACGCGAAAGGGCAUGUUGGACCCCUUGGAGGUGCAUUUGUUGGAUUUCCCCAACAUCGUCAUCAAGGGCUCCGAGUUGUCUCUGCCAUUCCAGGCCUGCAUGAAGAUCGAGAAAUUUGGCGAUCUUAUCUUGAAGGCGACCCAGCCUGAAAUGGUGCUCUUCAACCUCUACGACGAUUGGCUGAAGUCGAUCUCCUCCUAUACCGCCUUCAGUCGAAUGAUCCUGAUCCUCCGUGCGUUGCAUGUGAACCCGGACCGGACCAAGGUGAUCCUGAAGCCGGAUAAGACCACGGUGACGCAGCCGCACCACGUCUGGCCCAGCCUGACGGAUGAUGAGUGGAUCCACGUGGAGGUGCAGCUGAAGGAUCUGAUCCUGGCAGACUACGGCAAGAAGAACAACGUGAACGUGGCGUCCCUGACGCAGAGUGAGAUUCGCGACAUCAUCCUGGGAAUGGAGAUUGCACCACCCUCCAUUCAACGUCAGCAGAUUGCCGACUUGGAAAAGCAGGGCAAGGAGAUGUCACAGAUCACCACGAUCACCUCGAAGACCACCAACGUCCAUGGUGAAGAGAUGAUCGUCACCACAGGCUCGCCCUACGAACAGCAGACCUUUGCCUCGCGCACGGAGUGGCGAGUGCGGGCCAUCAGCGCGUCGUCGCUGCACCUGCGAACCAAUCACCUGUAUGUGAACAGUGAGGACAUUCGGGAGACGGGCUACACGUACGUCAUGCCCAAGAACAUCCUGAAGACCUUCAUUUGCAUCAGUGAUUUGCGCACGCAGAUUGCAGCCUACCUCUAUGGUAUUUCGCCACCGGACAACCCUCAGGUGAAGGAGAUUCGGUGCAUGGUGAUGGUACCACAGGUGGGUACACACAGCAAUGUGACGCUGCCCCAGCAGCUCCCAGAUCAUGACCACUUGAGGGACUUGGAACCUCUCGGCUGGAUCCACACGCAACCCCAGGAGCAACCACAUCUGAGUCCUCAGGACGUGACGUUCCACGCGAGGAUGUUGGCGGAUAACAAGACCUGGCUUGCAGAUCAGACCAUCAUCAUCACCUGCAGCUUCACACCAGGCAGCUGCUCCCUGACGGCCUAUCGUAUCACGCCCCAGGGAUUCCAAUGGGGAAAGUCCAACAAGGACACAGGUCCCAACCCUGCUGGUUUCCUGCCCACUCACGCGGAAAAGGUGCAGAUGCUCCUGAGUGAUAUUUUCCUGGGCUUCUUCAUGGUGCCGGACAAUGGCCUUUGGAACUACAACUUCAUGGGUCAGAAGCACAACCCCACUAUGAAGUACAGCCUUUGCGUGGAGAACCCCCGUGAGUACUACCACGAGUGUCACAGGCCAGCGCAUUUCCUGAACUUCACUCAGCAAGAGGAAGGCGGCGCAGAGGGUGCUGACCAUGAGGAUCACUUUGUGUGAGUGUAAGUCAGCGUCGAUUGAGCCGAGCCGCAGGGUCCAUGUCUUUAACC